This is a messenger RNA of Lactuca virosa, 660 nucleotides long. NCBI's taxonomy places the organism in Eukaryota, Viridiplantae, Streptophyta, Magnoliopsida, Asterales, Asteraceae. The record is from the annotation of a GenBank genome assembly.
AUGUCUCAAACAAUAACAACAAUCUCGGAGAUACACUACGGAUGUCCGGGAACAGCGAUACAGGUUCGAAUAUUACGCAUGUGGACCCCACAAAUAAGGAGUCAGGAAACAUGGUUCUUAGCUGUUGACAAGAAUGUUCAAUGUCCAAAUUGCAAGAUUGCAACUUUUAAACAAUGGGAAAAUUGGUUCUGCCCUUCAGAUGACAUUCUCAGUUCUCCAACUACCACGUUCAAACUUAGUGCAAUCAUUACAGAUGAAAUUCAGUCAAUGACCAUUGUGCUUUCUGAUAAUGCAACACAAGACUUAUUUGGUACAACAUCAGAUAAGCUUAUAUCACAUGAUAACAUAAACCACAGGAAAAUUUUACCUCCAAUUGCCAGUGCUUUACAAGGAAUUCCCAAGAAAAUGAAAUUACGUAUGACUAAUACAUCAACGGACAACAACAUCCGCUUCAUUAUUACAGAUAUUGACAAAUCCCCCUCUGAAGAAAAAAUUCCCAUACGGACACCACCAACGCAACAGUCAACAUCUUCAAAACACAAUGAAAAGGAGUCAACUUCCAUCCCCCAACAGGGUAGACUGAAUGUUAGAAGAUCCCUACCAUUUGAAAGCCAAGAUACAGCAACUACAAAACGCAAAACCGCACGGAAGACAUAUUAG